Pangasianodon hypophthalmus (striped catfish) is the source of this 831-nucleotide messenger RNA. RefSeq names its product dentin sialophosphoprotein. The transcript is spliced from 4 exons. The coding region runs from base 1 to 831 and encodes 276 amino acids. The record is from RefSeq and is a predicted model, not a curated record. NCBI's taxonomy places the organism in Eukaryota, Metazoa, Chordata, Actinopteri, Siluriformes, Pangasiidae.
AUGCAUCAUUCCAUAUCUAACAGAAUCAGCUCUAAAUCCCUCAUCAUCCUCGUCUUCAUCUUCAUCAUCAUCAUCAUCAUCCUCCUGCUUCAGUGUGAGCGUUUCUCCCGCCUCAGCUCCGUCCCCUCAUCCCGAGCGCCCCGUUGGCCUACAUAUGUGGCGUUCCUGCUGUCACACGCCUCUACCUGCUGUUCACCAUAUGAGACUCUCCGAGACGUUUCAGUCACAGAAGUGGAGCAAAGUGGAAAGUUCCAGAGGAGACCAGGGUCAUUUUCAAAGAGUUACACCUGCGACAGUUACACCAGAGACAGUAACAUCUGCGACAAUUACACCAAAGACAGUUACAUCCGAUACAGUCACACCAACAUCAGUUACACCUGCGACAGUAACACCAGCGACAGCUACACCAUGACCAGAGAGAGUUACACCUGCAACAGUAACACCAGAGACAGUAACACCAGAGACAGUAACACCGGAGACAGUAACACCAGUGACAGUAACACCGGAGACAGUAACACCAGUGACAGUAACACCAGUGACAGUAACACCAGAGACAGUAACGCCAGUGACAGUAACACCAGUGACAGUAACACCAGAGACAGUAACGCCAGUGACAGUAACACCAGAGACAGUAACACCAGUGACAGUUACGCCUGCGACAAUAACACCAGUGACAGUUACACCAGUGACAGUAACACCAGUGACACUAACACCAGUGACAGUUACACCAGUGACAGUAACACCAGUGACAGUAACACCAGUGACAGUUACACCAGAGACAGUAACACCAGAGACAGUUACACCAGAGACAGUUACACCAGCGACAGCUGA